Messenger RNA from Aphanomyces astaci, 693 nucleotides. RefSeq lists its product as hypothetical. The record is from RefSeq and is a predicted model, not a curated record. Lineage: Eukaryota; Oomycota; Saprolegniomycetes; Saprolegniales; Verrucalvaceae. Bases 1 to 693 code for a protein of 230 amino acids. The transcript has 3 exons.
AUGUACUGUAGUGGUGGCGUUAUCCUCAAGUACAUUCCACAAUGGCGCUCCAUAUUCGUCUCCAGCCUUCAGUCCGCGCCAGCUUUGAAUCUGGACAAAACAAUCGCGACCCUCAGCGAGCACGCCACGGCAUUUGUAAGGAGUUUAAUCUUCUCUGGCCACCUGAAGGAAUUUGUGUCCCAUGGCCCGGCAGCCGUUGCAACGUCGUGCGUGAUUAGCGUCACCGUCGGCGACAAGAAGGCAGAUAUCGACAUGCUGGUGGCAACGUUUGACCGAAAGACGUGCGGAUGUUCUCUCGAUGCCCGCCGACUGGUAAACAUAUUGUCUGAGUAUUACUCAACAAGUACAUCGAGUGCCGCGAGGUCCGCUACAGAUGUCACAGAAGUUGCAGUAGCUCCAAUGUCCGAAGACAUCAUGGUAUGUGGUGCUAGUGACGCUACGUCGAAUCGCAAGCGAAAGCGUGGCGGAGAUUAUGACAUGUUGGACGAGCGUGCUAAGUUGGCCACAGCUCAACCGUUUCAGUACACUCAAGUGCUGGGGCGUCGCGAAGUGCAGCUGGUCAUGCAACGGAUUGACGACAUAGCUACCACCCAGCAAGAGUCUAAGCAAGCCGCCCCGAAGACCGUAUGGAACGUGGACAUGUUUCAAGUCCUGCUCAAGUUACGCCUCCGUACAUACGCGUCGCUGUUCUAG